Molecule: messenger RNA, 929 nt
Organism: Raphanus sativus (radish)
Lineage: Eukaryota; Viridiplantae; Streptophyta; Magnoliopsida; Brassicales; Brassicaceae
Product: ADP-ribosylation factor 1-like
Exons: 6
Coding region: 242-808 (188 amino acids)
Biological process (GO): vesicle-mediated transport; intracellular protein transport
Cellular component (GO): cytoplasm
Molecular function (GO): GTPase activity; GTP binding
Source: RefSeq, a predicted model, not a curated record
GAACACACGUUCUGUCUAUUGGCAUAUUUUUUAAUAAACAAAGGAGAAAGUCUUUGAAACUGAUUGCACCAAGUCAACUGGUUGACUUUAAUCGUGAUCUCAUCCUGAAAUGGACUUAACACACAACUCCUAAAUCUUAAUGCCUAAGCUUUGAACUAGUUGACUUUGAAACUCAAGAAUAGACAACAAGGUCUAUAAAGUAAAUUUCGUUGAAGAAUUUGAUCUUUGCUGAUUCAAGAAGAUGGGGACAACACUUGGGAAGCCAUUUGCUGGUCUAUUCCAAGAAACCGAACCGAGAAUAGUGUUUUUCGGCCUCCCCGGUACUGGAAAAUCAUCUAUACUUCACAAACUCAAAACCGGUGAAGUGCUUUCCACAAACACCCCCACCGGUGGAUUAGACAUGGAAAGCUUUAAAUACAAGAACUCGAGCUUCUGUUUCGUUGAAAUGGGCGGGCAAUAUCGGUAUAGGAUGAUACCGUUAUGGAAACAUUACUUUCGACAAGUAUCAGGGUUUGUGUACGUGGUCGAUACCACAGACAGAGAGCGAAUGGAAGAGGCAAAGAGUUUCCUUCACAUGGUGAUGGAUGAGGGGAAUGUACCGGAUAAUGUUGCCGUUCUUGUUUAUGCAAACAAGCAUGAGGUUCCUGGUGCCAUGUCUGCUUCUGAGAUCAGUAAUGUACUUGACCUCACUUCUCUUCGUCAGAGAAAUUGGCAAAGAAACUGGCAUGUCCAGAACUCAUGUGCAUUAUGUGGUGACGGUUUACAUGAAGGACUCGACUGGCUCCUGAAAAAUGCUGAAAGAAUGUAACAAAGUUCUGGUUUUUAUUUAAUGCUAAAUCUUCUGUUUCAAGUUAUUAAGCUCUUUGUGCUUAUAAAUAAUUUUAUGUUUCUUAAGAUAUAAAGCACAUAACUAACAGACAAUUGCAUAA